Auanema sp. JU1783 is the source of this 1188-nucleotide messenger RNA. Lineage: Eukaryota; Metazoa; Nematoda; Chromadorea; Rhabditida; Rhabditidae. The record is from the annotation of a GenBank genome assembly.
AUGCUCAGUCCGGCAUUAUUAAAAGUUUCUGUGGAAAGAGAUCGGAGGCAAUCUGUCUUGUAUGUCAAAGAUGAAUUUGGACAAGUACGUAGACGAAAGUCUACUGGAAUAUUGGAAGGAUUGGAAGAAGAUCCUCCUGUUCAGCGUCUUAACUCCAUAACACUUGAUCAUCGACGUCCAUCUUUACUUCUCAUGACCGAACCAUCAUCAGCUGGAAAGAUACGCAGACAUUCAAGCAGUACUUCUGAUCGAAGUAAUUCAAAAAAUCAAAUACAUGAAGUGUCAACUCAUCAGUAUACGGAAGAUCCGACAUUAGCAUGGGAGAUGCUUCGUGAAAAACGACCUGUGAAGCCUGUUCGACAGAUGAAACUUGAUACACCCAUUAAGCCUGAUCAUGUUCGAUUUGUUUGUAUCGGUUGUACACAUGGCUUCAGAUUAGAUCCUAACACUAUCCCACAUGGAGAUGUUCUUUUGAUUGUUGGAGAUUUCACUACAUGUGGACUUCCAAAAGAAGUAUAUAGUUUUAAUAAAAACUUAGCUCAGCUUAAGCAUUCUUACAAAGUAGUUAUUGCUGGUAACAAUGAGUGUACAUUCGAUGAAGGAUUUUUACGAUCAUCAAAUCGUGAAACGGAAGCUAAAGAAAUGGCUUUGAAGCAGGCGUUACAAACAGCUUUAAAUUCUGCAAAGCUCUCAUCACCUAAGCCAUUGAUCACAAAUGGAAUAUAUUUAGAAGAUUCAGUGAUAGAGUUGUUUGGUAUCACUAUAUAUGGAUCACCAUGGCAGCCACGUGUAGACAAUUGGGCGUUCAAUUUACCGCGUGGGCAAGCUCUGCUUGAUAAAUGGAACCAGAUUCCAGCUGGUGUUGAUGUACUCUUAACACAUACACCUCCUGUUGGACAUGGUGAUAUGAUGUCAAACGGUCAACGAAUGGGAUGUGUUGAGCUUUUAAAUUCAGUCACAAAGAGAAUAAAACCCAAAUAUCAUGUAUUUUCUCAUAUUCAUGAAGGAUAUGGUUGUACAUCUGAUGGAUAUACGAAAUUCAUUAAUUGCAGUCAAUGUAAUGAAAAUUUAAAUUUGAAAAAUGAUCCAAUCAUCUUUGAUAUUCCUGUACAUCCACAUACAAAACAGUUUUAUCUUCAAAAUGUUAAAAAAAUUUUAAAACGAUUUCAAAAACAAGAAAAAAAAUGA